AUGUUGGAUCUGAAGCACGCAUCAAUAGCCAAGGCACUAAUUCUCUUUAACAUGAUGCAUGAGAUUGACAAGGAGAUGACGACGAAAGGCCCUCACCCGACAGACUAUUUUCUCGUCAUGGCGUACGUGUUUGCUUGCCAGAUCAUCCCACCCUUUGUCCAAAAGAAGUUGCAGAGCAACAUUCAAGAUCUCAUUGAGAGGCUUGAAAACAAGAAGGAACCUCUUUCAUUUAUCCACCUUCAUGCAUGCGAUACAGAGGCUGUGAUUCGAAUCCUCCGACAGUGGCAGAACCCGUGGCCUGCAAUCUCCAAACCAGCACAUGUGAGGAAAUUUAUCGAGGAAAAAACCCCCCCGCCGAAUCCUCUUGCACCCGACAAAGGUCCAGAUGGUCCAGAAAAGAAGGACUUUAGGAAGUUUGCAGCUUUGUUCCCGUCGCAGGCACUCGCGAGACAAUGGGAGCCAUCUCUUGCGGACACUCUGGCCGAAUACAAAAAGACAGGCAAGGGCAAAAAGCUACUGCAGCAAAUAGAUGCUACCUGGGCCGUCAACAAUACGCUGAUUGACUAUGACGUUGCUGAUUAUGAACUCGAGAUCCCGGGUGGAAGCUGUGCUUAUCUCGAGUUUGACCCGUUGGAGAUGGUGUCGGCAGCGGAUUUUGCAUCCAAGAGCGGAGAGCGCGCCAAGGCCAAAACGAACAACUCGAUAGAUCGCCUCGCUGAUGUUUUUCGUGUCAUUACAAUCUCUACCAUGAAGCUGCAUUCUCAGAAGAGAUUGAUAGUGGAAAUGAUUGUAGGGGAGAUGACGGACAUCAUGGAGCGCAUCCGCUACAAUGCGCUGGAACACAGACGCCCUGACCCAAAGAACUCCAAGACCGAUGAGCCUUUGGACCCGACUAAAUUCCCGCAGACCUAUGACUACAUACACAUGAGCAAUAUCCCAGAUUAUAUUGGCGGCCAUCUCACCACCUUCUUAGUGGCCCGGCCGCUGCUCAAUGACAAGAGUCUCUCCAGCUUGCGCUUCAAUAACCUACUUAAUUCCCCCGAAUUUGAGAACCACGAGGCUUUCCAAUCCGAAUAUCUGCUCAUGCAUGACGAGGAGCACAUCAAAAGCCACUUUUCAGUGCGCAGGCGACCAGGAGCCAGCAUUGCUGAUAAUCCCAUCUUCAAGAGCAUGUUUGCAGGCAAGAUCAGCUCCUUUGCAUUCGAAGGCGACAUGAUCUGGGACUGA
This is a messenger RNA of Beauveria bassiana ARSEF 2860, 1227 nucleotides long. Its product is annotated as tetratricopeptide-like protein. The record is from RefSeq and is a predicted model, not a curated record. The coding region runs from base 1 to 1227 and encodes 408 amino acids. The transcript has 2 exons. Lineage: Eukaryota; Fungi; Ascomycota; Sordariomycetes; Hypocreales; Cordycipitaceae.